CGUCUCCGAGGCGGUAUGGGCAUCCAUGAGGGAUUUGUCGAGAUCUACCACGGGAUCUGGGGCAGCUGGGGUGCUGUCGUUGAUAGCCACUUCGGAGCUAACGAAGCCAGAACGGUUUGUAAUCAGCUUGGAUUCAAAGGGGGAGCGGUAGAAUACUACGAUGGUGAUGCCCCCUUCAGGUUGUACUUUUAUGAAUCACAUGACGACAUCUUUGCUUGGACCAAUUCCGUGGACUGUGAUGGAAGUGAGGGUCGCUUGACCGAUUGCAACAUCGUUUUUCAGGCGUAUGAGGUGCCAGCCGAAGCACUCAAUGGGGUAGUUUGCGAUGUUGAUGGGAGCUCAAUCUACAGAGGCAAGAUACGGUUGGUUGAUGGAGAGGAUUUCACCCAUGGGCGAGUAGAGAUCUAUCUAGAGAAUAAGUGGGGAACGAUUUGCAAUGAUGAUGACUUCAAAUACGAAGAAGGCUAUGUUGUCUGUAGAUCACUGGGCUUUCCUGAUGUCGAGAGUUAUGGAAAGGAAUCUAUCCCUUCUGGAAUCGACAACAUUUAUUUGGAACAUUUGGAUUGCGAUGGAAGCGAGAGCUCCGUUUUGUAUUGUCAAGCUCGACAGAUUCAUAAUUAUAACUGUGGAAACUCGGGUGAAGUGGUCGUCAGGUGCUCACGUCCUGCUGAUGAGAAUGACGGUCCUGGUAACGAACUCAUAGCAGGGAUAGCAGGAGGGACCUUUGCAGGAAUCUUCGUCAUCUCAUUGGUCAUCAAAUCGUUUAAGAAAUCCAAUGCCUCAUCUAGACGGACGACAGCAGGAGAGCCAACCAACCAAGCCACAGAUAUCACUGUUCAUAAGUACGUUAAUCCACAAGGGGUGCAACAACCAUUCCAACCGGCCCACGAUCCGACCGGAAGUCAACCUCACAGUGGCUCAUAUCCUGCUUCUGCCUCUUAUGGUAUGCAAGGUAUGCCACAUCUUGGAGGACAUUCUGGACCCGCAGGAGGAGGCUAUUCGCAGGGAUACCCAGGGGCUCCUGUAGUACCGCAGGAACAAUUGACAUCAACCGCAACUUAUCACCUAGCUACUCCAUCGUCUGGAUCCCCAGCCCAUCAAGGUCUUGGUCUACCUCCUCAAGCGUCCAUGAGACCAGUGUCUCCCGGACUCGUCAACCCACCUGCGCCCUCACAUGGCAUUGCCAGUUAUGGUGUGUCUGCUGACGGUUCACCACCCGUGUAUACAGUUCAACCUGCUGCUCCUCCCCAAGUCUAUACCAUCACCCAGCAGACAAAGCAUCCAUAGUUAUAAAGUAAGGAAUUGCGUCAAAGACGAUGCUUUCAUCUCCACCAAGGUUAGCCAAAGAUAUUAAAGACAUCCAUGUACUUCCGUCUCAUCUCCUCCAGCAUUCCCAGAUGGAAAAAGUCGUGCACUCCUCUCGGAGUAUGAUUACAAGACAACUCUCUCCCAAGGACUGUCGUAUAUUUACAAAAAAUAGAAUUUCGAGGGAUCGCUGCCCAUGGAACUGGUAGUGCAUAACGAAGAUAAAUGUGACCGUUUUUUAAACAUUGAUUAUAAAAUAAUGAUGAUUAACCGAUCUGAAAUGGAUCCAACUCCAAUACUGCGAACCAGGUCCCCGUAAUAACACAAAGCUUAGCGAUGAAUAGCAAUCAUGACAGAACGCUUGUGAUUGGUUCCUGGUCAGUAUUUUGCGCCAAAUGCGCACGUAAAUUGAUCUAGAUUGGUCAGUCCAUUUAGCAAUAAGUCGCUAAUCUUUGUGUCACGGAGCUCAGAUGAUCAAAAGUUUACAUCAUCGUCGCCAUCAUCUAGUGUAGGCUUAGUAUGCCGAUUGUUCGGGAUACCUCUGUCACUGUUUUACACUUCAUAACUUCAACAACUUCAUACA
Messenger RNA from Lytechinus variegatus (green sea urchin), 1888 nucleotides. Its product is annotated as soluble scavenger receptor cysteine-rich domain-containing protein SSC5D-like. The transcript is spliced from 3 exons. Gene Ontology annotation, cellular component: membrane. The record is from RefSeq and is a predicted model, not a curated record. The coding region runs from base 16 to 1287 and encodes 423 amino acids. Lineage: Eukaryota; Metazoa; Echinodermata; Echinoidea; Temnopleuroida; Toxopneustidae.